This is a messenger RNA of Engraulis encrasicolus (European anchovy), 2903 nucleotides long. It is a transcript of the gene slc4a1ap, whose product is annotated as solute carrier family 4 member 1 adaptor protein. The record is from RefSeq and is a predicted model, not a curated record. The transcript is spliced from 14 exons. Bases 91 to 2475 code for a protein of 794 amino acids. NCBI's taxonomy places the organism in Eukaryota, Metazoa, Chordata, Actinopteri, Clupeiformes, Engraulidae. Gene Ontology annotation, molecular function: protein binding; mRNA binding.
UGUUGUCAUUCUGCGCAAGUCAAACGCUGACCAUAUGAGCUUUUAAAACAGAGCGUCAAAAGUUCAUUCUAGAAACAUAUCUACCGAAACAUGAGCACCGUGGAGGACACCGUUGAGAGUAAAGACGAUGGAGUUAAAUUACCUGAGCCCGAGAGUGAUGGUCCUUUCAAGAAACCUACAUUUGCAGCACCAUCAGUGGCGGGCAAGAGAAGAAGCCAGCCCACUUGCUCCAACAAGGAGGAGGCCACCUCUUCUGCUCCCGACACCCAGGUGUCUUCUGCCAGCGAGGAUGUGGAAAAGAAAGAUGCUGAUCCACAAAAUAGUCAAGAACCACAGGAAUCAGGUACCAGUGCGCCCAUGGACACUAGCGAAGCAGUGCCAGCAGAGAGCAAAACAUCUUCAGAGCCAGCGCAAGGUAAAGGCAACAACAAUACUCGCCCAGCGGGGACAACAAGAAUCAGAGACAUCAAACAAAAACCCAGCGUGCCACUCAAACCAAACCCUCCUCUGCCCUACACGGAACCUGAGUGGGGAGGCGUUGCAGAGGUGCCCUACGCAUUGGAGAUCCUCAAAAACGGAGCAAUUGUCAGCUCUGUUCCCUUGACCCACCAGGGUUACUUCGUAAUAGGACGCUUGCCAGGGUGCGAUGUCACCCUAGAACAUCCAUCCAUCUCUCGGUACCAUGCCAUCCUACAGUACAGGGGACAGAGUGAGGAUGGGGAGGACACCGGGUUUUAUGUUCAUGAUUUGUCCAGCACACAUGGCACCUUCGUCAACAAGCGCAAAGUACCCCCGAAAACGUACAUCAGGCUCAAAGUAGGACAUGUCCUGAAGUUUGGAGGAAGCACAAGACUGUUCAUAUUGCAGGGUCCCGAGUCUGACGAAGAAUCCGAGUCGGAGUUCACGGUGACGCAGCUGAGGGAGCGAGCGAGGAAGCAGCGGGAGCUGGAGAUGAAGAUGAUGGGGGAGGGAUCAGACGAGGAGGAAGAGGAGGAUGAUGAAGAGAAGAAGAAGAAGGCAGCCGGCAGCUCCACCAAGAGCCUCACGGAUGACUCUGGCUGCUCCUGGGGAAUGGGAGAGGAGGCGGCGCCGGAGGAUGAGAACGAGGAGAACCCGUUUGCCACCGAGUUCGUGGAGGACCAGGAGGCCGCGUACCUCAAAGACCCCAAGAAAGCUCUGCAGGGCUUCUACGACCGCGAAGGGGAGGAGCUGGAGUUUGACUACGAGGAGAAGGGCCACGGCGCCUGGCUCUGUAGAAUCAGCCUGCCCGUGGACGACGCCCACGGCCGGCAGCUGGUUGCCGAGGUAACGCACACGGGGAAGAAGAAGGAGGCGGCGGUCCAGUGUUGCCUGGAGGCGUGCCGCAUUCUAGAAGCCAGGGGACUACUCAGACAGGAAGCCACAUCCCGCAAGAGGCGUAAGAAGAACUGGGAGGACGAGGACUUUUACGACAGCGACGAUGACAACUUCCUGGACCGAACGGGCACGGUGGAGAAGAAGAGAGAGGAGCGCAUGAAGAGGGCCAAGAAAGUGGACGACCAACCGGACUCCUACGACUCACUGGUUGGGAAGUUGAAGGAGGUGGAUCGCAAAAUAGCGGAGACGCAGAGGAAACUGGACUCCUCAGGAACAAGUGGUGCGAAGGCCUCCUCUGAGGACCCCCUGGACGCCUACAUGACGAUGGUCUGCAGCGAGAGCAAGAUGGACGCCGUGGAGAGGAAGAGGCUCCACACCCACGUAGCGGAGCUCCGCGUGGAGGCCAAACGCCUGCAGAAGCUCAUCGAGCUCACGCGACCCACGCAGCUACCCUCUCUCCAGGCAAGUGCAUCAUCAUCUGGUGAGGAGAAGCCCAAAGUCAAGGCACUGCCCAUGUUUGGAGCCAUGAAGGGAGGCAGCAAGUUAAGACUGAAGACCGGCACCCUCGGGAAACUGCCCCCGAAGCCUGUGGCUUUACCCGCCCAGCUGUUCAACAUGAAAGACAUGCCUUCAUCAGGGGAGGUAGAAGAAGAAGAGGAGGAGGAGGAGGAGGAAGAGGAAGAGAAGGAGGAAGAGACGAAGGAGGAGGAGGAAGAGGAGGAGGAGGAGGAGGAGGAGGAAGACCACAACACAGUGGUGGCGGUCAAGAGGAAGGAAGACCAGCGGGCCAGUGGGUCAACACUAAGGGAAAGUAAGAGCAGGAGCGUACCUAAGCCAGACAGACACCAGGAGCAGGAGGAGAAGGAGGAGGAGCGAUGUGAUGGGCCUGAAGACACAGCCAAGCCCCCAGCUUCUGAAAACAGCAAAGCAUCAGGCGAAACAUCAAAAACACAAAGUCCUAGUCCAAAGAAGAACGUCAAAAAGGUUGUUGGUCCGGCCAGGCCCCCCACCCUGUCAAAAAAGUAUCCAGAGGAUGAUCCGGAUUACUGCGUUUGGGUACCACCAACAGGCCAGUCUGGGGACGGCAGGACCCAUCUGAAUGACAAGUACGGCUACUGACGACGCUAUUGGCUGAGAAAGGAAAACCGUGUCUUCAAUCCAACCAAUCAGACUUGAUGCCCCGUCCUCUUCCCCCUCCUCCUCCUCUGUUAUACUCCAUAGCAUUGUGAAGGUGCAGAUGUGAUUGUCAGGUCACUAUUGAGAAACAUUUGGGGAAAAAUGGGAAGGUGUUUGUGUCUGUCUGCUCUGUGUUGAGACAAAAAAAACUUUUUUUGACAGUUUAUUGGUCUCUUUUGCCUGUGCACUUGUAUAAUCUGAGUCAGGUUAUGUGUCUACCACGUAUGUAUCUUAAAACAUUGGUGUCAAGUCUCUCACAGAAAGCACCCUUCUGCUGGUUCGAGGUCUCCCCAAACUGUCUCUUCAAAAGUAUGUUGUUUUAUGUGCUGUAAGAUAUAUUUUGAUAAAUAAAGUCAGAUAAUUACUUUGUA